GAGGAGCCGCGGGGAUCCGCGCCCAGCCGCGGGGCCGCCGGCAGACCUGGCGGGGUCUGGGCCGAGCCGGGCCUCGCUGAAGCAGUGAGCCGAACCGAGCGACUGCGUCGCCUGGGCCGUCCUUCAGGUCUGUCGAGAUCGCGGAGAUAUCAUCAGCGUGCCGCUGGGCAGGUGGUGGGCUUCCUAUCCACCUCUGUUUCCUUCCCCGUACCAACAAGAUGGCGUCGUCGAUACCUGCCACGGCCGCGACGGUGGAGAGGCUUGGCAUCAACGUGGACGAGCUGGUGCGGCGCUUCUCGGCGCUUGACUAUGCCGUGUUCGGGCUGCUCCUCCUGCUCUCGCUGGGCAUUGGUGUCUACUUUGGCGUCUGCAAGGGCCACGAGAUGAAAGACAACACGGGUUACCUGCUGGGAGGUCGUCAGAUGGGCACCGUGCCCGCCGCCAUGUCCCUCAUCGCCAGCUUCAUGUCAGCCAUCACGCUGCUGGGCACGCCGGCCGAGGUGUACCAGUACGGCACCCAGUACUGGGUCAUCGCCUUCUCCUAUCUGAUCGUGACGCCGGCUGCCGCCUACCUGUACAUGCCUGUUUUCUUUGACCUCCAGCUGAUCUCGGUCUACGAGUAUCUGGAGAGACGCUUCCACCGCAGGGUCCGCGUCACCGGCGCCUGUCUCUUCUGCAUUCAGAUGAGCAUCUAUAUGGCCAUCGUCGUAUACGCACCAUCCCUUGCACUGGCACAAGUGACCGGUGUCAAUGUCUACCUGUCCGUCUGUCUGAUCUUCUUCGUUUGCAUCUUCUACACAGCUCUGGGAGGCAUCAAGGCUGUUCUUUGGACGGACACCAUUCAGAUGGCCAUCAUGUUCGCCUCGAUGCUGGCCAUCAUCAUCAAGGGAUCAUACGAUGUUGGCGGAUUCGAUGUUGUCUGGGAGAGAGCUGUUGAAGGAAACCGCAUCGAGUUCUUCAACUUCAACACCAGUCCAGGAGUGCGGCACACAGUCUGGACUCUGGUGGUGGGCGGCUACUUCACCUGGAUCACCAUCUACGGCGUGAACCAGGCGCAGGUCCAACGCUACCUCUGCGUGCCCACUAAGCGGCGCGCCGCCAACGCCAUCUGGUUGAAUCUGGCGGGCCUGUUGUUCCUGCUGACCGUGUGUAGCUACGCUGGUCUGGUCAUCUACGCCCGCUACCGGCUGUGCGACCCGCUGAGCUCAGGGAGCGUGAGCACGGCCGACCAGCUGUUCCCGCUGUUUGUGAUGGAUACGCUUGGCGAGACGCCGGGAGUGCCAGGGCUCUUUGUGGCCGGGAUCUUCAGUGGUGCUCUCAGCACCGUGAGCUCCGGGAUCAACUCGCUAGCGGCCAUCACCAUGGAGGACUUCAUCAUGCCCAGCGUCAGCAGGCCGCUGACGGCUCAGAUGCAGACCAUCAUCUCUCGCGCCCUGGCCGUCGCCUUCGGUGUGUUGGGAUUUCUACUGGUGUUUAUUGCUGAACAGCUUGGAGACAUCUUACAGGCGGCUCUCAGCAUAUACGGCAUGGUUGGGGGACCGGUUCUCGGAGUGUUCACUCUGGGAUUGUUCUUCCCUUGGGCCAACCACAUU
Molecule: messenger RNA, 1592 nt
Organism: Pollicipes pollicipes
Lineage: Eukaryota; Metazoa; Arthropoda; Thecostraca; Pollicipedomorpha; Pollicipedidae
Product: sodium-coupled monocarboxylate transporter 1
Biological process (GO): sodium ion transport; transmembrane transport
Cellular component (GO): membrane
Molecular function (GO): symporter activity
Source: RefSeq, a predicted model, not a curated record